AUGUACGAGCAGGCAGAGGCUGUCCGGCCUUCUUUCUCCGGCCCCGGCAGCGGCCACACCAGCGGGCCGCCCCAGACCCGUCCCGUCCAUCAGGGUGGCUCACGCGGGCAUGUCCGCCAGGGCAACGGCGCUCCCGACAAGCAGCCAGAAGACGACGAUGCGUCUUCACACACGUACGAAGAAGCCGAGGCGGUGAGACGUCACGCAGCGUACAUGUCAACAGACGGCAGGUAUCCGGGUGGAGCGAGCGGCCGCCGUGGUGUCUGUAGUUUCCUCCGAGCCCACCGCAGCGGCGUGGCCGCCGGCAUCGCCGUGCUGCUGAGCCUUGUCUCUGUGGGACUCGCCCCUCUGACGUUCAUCAACAAACAGGAAAUAUCUCAAUUGUCGACGACUUUUGACGCCGUGAAACGCGACCAAUACAACAUGUCCACCACUGUUGACGCCUUGAAGCGCGACCAAGACGGCAUGUCCACCACUGUUGCCGGCAUGUCCACCACUGUUGACGCCUUGAAACGCGACCUAGACAACGAACGCAGCCGAAUCACCGCCUUGGAAAAGCGUCUUCACGAAAUUGGUAAGAAUUUAGGUAAAUUGGUUUUCAGCUCCAACGACACAGACUCCGACAAGCCACAAGACUGUCAGGACAUCCUUGACAACGACGAGACCACGCCCAGCGGCGUGUACAUGGUUUAUCCACGGGACAACCUGGGCGGCUUCAACGUCUUCUGUGAUAUGGACACGGACGGAGGCGGCUGGACGUUAUUCCAGAGACGCCGAGACGGAAGCGUGGACUUCUACCGGGGCUGGGCGGACUACAGGACCGGCUUCCCUUCCAACCUGAACGGCGAGUUCUGGCUGGGGAAUGACAACUUGUACCGCCUGGCUGUGCAGAAAGUCUACCAACUCAGGGUGGAUAUGGAGGAUGUGGAGGGAGAGACGCGGUACGCCGCUUACGACACGUUUGCCAUCUCACCUGAAUCACAGAACUACAAGCUCCACAUAGGGACUUACAGCGGUACUGCAGGAGACAGCUUGACGUACCAUGACGGAAAACCAUUCAGUACCAAGGACAGAGAUAAUGACGAGAUCACGUCCAGCUGUGCUCAGGAUUACAAAGGUGCGUGGUGGUACAAACGUUGCCACGACUCCAACCUGAACGGCCUGUACCACUUGGGUACUCAUGAGGGUAACAACGACGGAGUCUACUGGCAGUACUGGAAGGGUAAUAACUACUCCCUGAAGAGCACAGAGAUGAAACUCCGACCAGCUCCAUAA
Molecule: messenger RNA, 1275 nt
Organism: Branchiostoma belcheri (Belcher's lancelet)
Lineage: Eukaryota; Metazoa; Chordata; Leptocardii; Amphioxiformes; Branchiostomatidae
Product: techylectin-5A-like
Exons: 6
Coding region: 1-1275 (424 amino acids)
Source: RefSeq, a predicted model, not a curated record